Messenger RNA from Mytilus trossulus (common blue mussel), 6910 nucleotides. Its product is annotated as eukaryotic translation initiation factor 4 gamma 2-like. The transcript has 23 exons. Gene Ontology annotation, molecular function: translation initiation factor activity; mRNA binding; protein binding. The coding region runs from base 536 to 2932 and encodes 798 amino acids. Gene Ontology annotation, cellular component: eukaryotic translation initiation factor 4F complex. The record is from RefSeq and is a predicted model, not a curated record. Lineage: Eukaryota; Metazoa; Mollusca; Bivalvia; Mytilida; Mytilidae.
CCGUGACUCAACGGAGUUCUCCGGUGUUACUAAUUCAUUACCCAUAAUCCACUUUGGCUUUCUUUACCAAGAGGGUUUGGUUUUUGCAUAACAAACGAAAAUUAUUUUGAAUUUCAAGACGAAAGCAGUUUUUUUAUUUUAUUUAUUUUUUUGUUGUUUGCUGAAGUGUGAUCUGUUAAUAGAAACCAGCAACAUUCUGGACGGACAGCAAGGACAGGGUGGUGCUUCUCCACAAGUAGGAGGAAGGGACGAGAGACCACCCCACUUAACUGGAUCGGAUGCUGCAGCAUCCAAACUGCCUGCUAACAGCAGAUGGAUUCCUCCAAGUAGUUUGAAAAGAGAUGUUCCAAUUCUUGAUGAUAAAAAUGAUGCUACAUUUCGUAAAGUUAGAGGAAUACUCAAUAAACUUACACCUGAGAAGUUUGAUAAGCUAAGUUUGGAACUACUCAAUGUAGGUAUAGAAACCAAUACCAUUCUCCAUGGAAUUAUUUUAUUGAUAUUUGAAAAAGCUCUUGAUGAACCCAAGUAUAGUUCUAUGUAUGCACAGUUAUGUCAUCAAUUAUGUGAAGAUGCACCAAACUUUGAUCCCUCAUCCUCUAGUGUAACUACAUUUCGUCGCCUCCUUUUAAACAAGUGUCAAGAUGAAUUUGAAAACAGAUCACGAGCUACAGAAGCUUUUGAUCGUAAAGAUGGACCCCUCACACCUGAAGAAACUGAACAAUAUCACCUGGCCAAGAGGAAAAUGCUGGGAAAUAUCAAGUUCAUUGGUGAACUUGGUAAACUUGAAAUGUUACAUGAAGGAAUUCUACACAAAUGCAUUAAACAGCUUUUGGAGAAGAAGAAAAGUGUUCCGAUCAGAGAUAUGGCAGAAGACUUUGAAUGCCUCUGUCAGAUAAUGAGAACCAUUGGCCGUCGUCUUGAUACAUCUAAGGCAAAGUCAUGGAUGGACCAAUACUUUGAAAGGAUUAGAAGUUUUUCAAUGCAUGAUGAAUUACCUUCAAGGAUUAGAUUUAUGCUUCAAGAUAUAGGAGAAUUGAGAAAUAAUAAAUGGGUUCCAAGACAUGUUUCUAAGGAUAAUGGACCGAGAACGAUAACUGAGAUACGUCUUGAAGCAUCUGAUGAAUUUGGUGAGUACAUUCCAACCAAACAAGGAAGAUUUACAGGACAUGGACAUAUGAAUGGUGGACUGCCACCACAAUGGGGGAGUAACCUGACAGAUCUGUUUGGAAUGUCAGGACCAGGAAUGGUUAUGGGGACAAUAGGCACAGGGACUGGACCGGGGGUUAUAAAUGAUUCACCAGGAUACAUGCCCAAACAAAAACAGGGAUAUGUCAACUACAACAAACAAAAUCAGAACAUGAUGGGAAGGACAGGGAACCAGAGACAGAAUGGUACGACAGGUAACCAGUCAGGGAGACUGUCACCACAAGCUCAACCUACACAACAGCAACAACAACAAAGAAAACAAGCAGGUCAACAGAGUAGGGAUUUGCCACCAAGGUUUGCUGCAAAACUGACACAACCCUCAACUCAGAUAACAGCGCCAUCUACCAACAAUCAAGUGCCACCUAUGGCCAUGAUGAAUGGUGUUGGUGGAUCCUAUCCACAAAAAGAGGAGAUCAGUUUAAGGCCUGCCAAAAACUUCAAUGUGUUCAAACCAACAUCUCCCAGCAAUUUGCCACGAUCUGCACAGGGGAUGCCACCUUCAAGUCAGAUGAGUAAAAUGGUAGUCACACCACCAGAGCCACCAAAGCCACUGCUUAAUAAACAGCAACCAAUUACUAUCAAGCAGGAAAAGGAGAAACCUAAGCCUGUUAAAAAGAUUGUACCUAAUAAAGAAGAGGUGGACAAGGCUACAACUAAUAUUCUGACAGAAUAUCUGGAGGCUGGUGGAUGUAAUGAUGCUCUCAAUACAUUUAAAGAUCUUAAUUGUCCAAAGAAAUUUAUGGGUGAAGUUUUGAUGAAGAUGAUGAAAGCUUCUGUGGAUAAAUCUGAUACAGAAAGAGAAAAUGUUAUGAUACUGAUAACUGCCAUGAAAUCUGAGAAUCUUAUAUUUUCUGAUCAGUUCAUGGAGGGAUUCCAGAUGUUACUGGAUCAAAUGUCGGCUAUGGAGGCUGAAACUCCCUUAAUUAAAACUUACCUGGCUAAGUUUGCUGCUAUGGGAGUGACAGAAGGGGUAAUUACUCUGGCAGAAUUGGCUGACCCAAUGGAGAAUGGUGCUUAUUACCCCUUGUUUCUCCUCUGUCUUCAACAGAUACAUAAAAUAAAGGACAAGAAUUGGCUGGUGGCAUCAUUUAACAACAGUAAAAUUAAUCUGCAGAAAAUGUUGCCAGAAAUCGAUCAGAAUAAGGAGAGAAUGAUGGAGAUAUUAGAGGACCGUGGACUGAGUUUUAUGUUCCCGUUAUUACGUGUGCAAUCUGAGUUGUGGCGACAGAUUCAGGCAGAACCAAAUGCCACUGCUCUGUACAAGUGGAUAAAGGAUAGUGUUGAUACAAACCUCCAAUAUACCACAGGAUUUAUUAAUGUUUUAACUGCAUGUGUGUUAAGAUAUGUGACCCAGGACUGUACUUUGGGGAAAGAUAUAGAUACAUCUGCUACUCCAGACAAGACAGGAAUUGAAAAAGAAAAACAGAACCUCGAUAAAAUGAAGGGAGUAUUACAGAUGUUCUUACAUGAUCAUUCAGAUCUCCAAAUGGUCACAUUGUAUGCUACACAAGUGUUCUGCCACUCACAACAAUUCCCCAAAGGGAUGUUACUAAGGUUGUUUAUGAACUACUAUGAUUUAGAGAUAGCUGAUGAAGAGGUGUUCCUAAAAUGGAAGGAGGAAGUAAAUGAUGAAUAUCCUGGUAAAGGAAAAGCUCUGUUUCAGGUUAAUACUUGGCUAACCUGGUUAGAACAGGCAGAAGAAGAAUCUGAUGAAGAGGAAGACUAAAUGUCACUUCUUACAAAAGAAAUCAUUAAAGGGAGAUAAUUAAUUUACAGGAUAACAAAAUAAAACAGAGUGAAAAGGGAGACAAUUCACAAAUUGGAUUAUAUAUUUACUGUUAUACAGGAAAGUUCAACCAGCUGGCUAUUUAUAUCAAACUUGAAAAUACUGUGAAAAACAAUUCUUUUGUUAUAACUUUUUGACAUUUUAUAUAUUUAUACAUAACUCAAGCUGACUUGGCAACUUUCCUGGAGAUUACUGCUUUGUGAAUGGCUCAGUUAUUAGUAGUUCAAGAAAACAGACAAAAGUUUGUAGCUAGGAGAAAGACAUUUGAUCAUAAAUUAAAAACUUGAAAUUUCAUAUUUCUUGCUUGAACAGUAUAUAUUGCAGUUUGGGUCAAACUGUUGAUUGUAAGCCUGGAUUAAGUGAUUGCGUGUGAUAACAAGUGCACAUAUGGAUGGCUUUAUUUGACCCAUGACGCAAAAUGUUCUGCAAGUGAAUUAAAUCAUGAAAUUAUCAAUACUAACAGAAAUCAGAUUUUAUACUAAUAUAGCUUUAUAUUAUGAUUUAUUAUUUUUUGGAAUAUAAGGAUCUCAAAAAGCAUUUAUAUGUAUGUUUUUGUAAAGCAUUUGAUUGCUGGAUUAUAGAUAUCUGUCAGAGAAAUUUAAAUGAAACAUUAGUUAGAAUUUUUAAGUAUGAAAGAGUUAUUAACAAUUGUGAAAGGCUAUAAAUAGAAAUUUAUUUGUACACUGCUUAUCUGCAUAUUUUUACACUGCCUUGAAAGAAUUAUUGUUCAUCAUUAUAUUUAUACAUGUUUAUGUUACUCUCAUCUGUGCAAAAAAAAAUGUCUAAAAAAUGUAGAAAAGCAUGUUCCAUUUCAUUCAGUUUUAUGUAUGAAAAAAUAUGUAAAAAAAUAUCCUCAUUGCUGCUUAACUUGCUUCAUAAUUUCCCAUAGUUCUCCUGAUAUUUUCAGUUUACAUCAAGAGGUUUGUCUUAGUAUUAUAGUUAACAUGUUUGGUUCUCAUUUCUGAAGCAAAACUUGUAAAUUAUCUUCAUCAGAUUACAGUACAGUUAAGAUCCAAUGUUAAUUUAAGGUUAAGUUUUUACACAGAAUAUUUUGUACUUUUCACAAUACUUUAGUUUCAAUUCAAGGUUUACGAGAAAAAUAAGAUAACAUUUGUAACAAAAAUUAAGUGACAAAGUUUCUUCCAUAUUCUUAAUUUCCUUUGACAUUAAAUUUUGAUUUCAAUUUAAGCUAGGGUUUUUCUGACCUGCCAAAGAAUGAAGGUCCAUAUUUGCUUGUUAUUUAAGGACAAAAUCAUUUUCUAAAUGGAAUCUAUGGGGUUACUUUAUCAUCAUUCAAACAUAAUAAAAUUUCAAACUUUAUUACACCCUUGCAAAAUUUUUGAAUGUCUUGACAUAUACAUACAUUGUAGGGGCUAAUAAAAGUCCUUCUUCACCAGUGUGAUUAGCAGGGCUGUGAAUGCCUAAGUUGUGUAUUUGCUUCUUAGAUUCAAUUAUCUCUAACAUAUGAAAUGUCAUUAUCAUCAAUGAAAAAUAUUAUUCAUUUAUCAUAAAAAAAAAUAAUUCUCAAGUGACAUAUAAGAUAUAAGAUUUUAUCAUAAUAUUUUGUUCACUGAUCCAACUAGCCUGAAUCAUCAUUAAGAGGCUCUAUUUCUAGAGUAUAUCUAGAUUCAACUGUUUCCACUUUGUUGUUAUGAAACUUGUUGACCAUCAAAAUUUAUCUGCAUUUUUUGUAUUAGCCCUUUUUAUCGCUAUUUUGUGCAGUUUUCCAUUGAUCUUAUAAUAGAGUUUAUAAAAGGAUCAUGUAAUCAAAUUUAUUUUGAAUUCCUAAAUGCCAGUAAAUGAAAGUAAAAAAAUAAGUAUAUUUAUCAAUUAUGAUUAAAUCUGUUAGAAUUUAUAAACUGAUACAGUAUGAGUGGUGAUCUUGUAGUUAUUAACAAAUUCCUGCUUGUCCAUUGAUUAAAUCACUUUGUGAGAAAUAAUAUUAUAAUUUCAGUAGAAGUAGAUCAAAUGAUUGAGUGAUUACCAUCAAAUUUAUCUGCAUUUUUUGUAUUAGCCCUUUUUUAUUGCUAUUUUGUGCAGUUUUCCAUUGAUCUUAUUUUGUGAUAAUUUUUCAUAUCAUGCUAUUGGCUUGAGAUGGUAAAUUAUCGCUAGAAAAUAAGCAGGCACGUGGCAUUGCUAACGAAAUUGGUAUGAAAUUGACAACGUCGUCAUAGGUAAAAUAGCGAUAAACAGAUUAUCAUUGGUCAUCUCAACUCGAUUGCCUUUCUCGCAUUUGCUGACCCGGCUCAAGCGAGAAAAUCAAUCUCAUUGAGAUGAUCAACAAUAAUCUAUAAUUCUCAUCAAUAUUAAUGGUUGAAAUGUAUAGACAACCAUAAACAACAACAAAUGAGUAAGAUAAAGUUAACAUCCGAUUUCUUUUUUUCAUUAUAAGUAUCUCAAUGUGUCUUGAUUAAUAUAAAUCAAAUAGAUAAUAGAGUUUAUAAAAGGAUCAUAUAAUCAAAUUUAUUUUGAAUUUUCAAAUGCCAGUAAAUGAAAGUAAAAAAAUAGUAUAUUUAUCAAUUAUGAUUAAAUCUGUUAGAAUUUAUAAACUGAUACAGUAUGAGUGUUGAUAUUGUAGUUAUUAACAAAUUCCUGCUUGUCCAUUGAUUAAAUCACUUCGUGAGAAAUAAUAUUAUAAUUUCAGUAGAAGUAGAUCAAAUGAUUGAGUGAUUACUUAGUUAUAGAUGAUAACUUACAGGAACAUGACUGUUCAUAUUGUAUACCACUGUAGUCUUCUUAGGUUUGAAUUAAAUUGGAAAGGUUUCUAAAAAGAGAGAAGUGUUGAACAAUGGGAGACAAUCAGUUUAGGUUCAUAUUAUAAGAUCCUGAAAGAGAGUUUUGUUACAAGGUCUGUAAAGUUUAUCUCACUGUCUUCUUUUGCAAGUACAUUUAGGGAUGACUUCGUACAUUUACAGAAGCUGCAACUUACUUACAACUUUUUUUAGUGAAGACAAUUCUACCAUAAGAUACAUGUAUGCUUCAUUAAUAGAUAUUUAAAAGUUACAUGACAAAGCGUCUUUAAUACAUGUUAUUGCUUGCUCACUCUUACUUAUUUUUUGUUUAACUUGGUGGUAUAUUACCUGUUGUGAUUUUGAAACAGUCUUACUUUUAUUUGAAACAGUCUUACUUCUAUUUGAAACAGUCUUACUUUUAUUUGAAACAGUCUUACUUUUAUUUGAAACAGUCUUCUAUUUGAAACAGUCUUACUUUUAUUUGAAACAGUCUUACUUUUAUUUGAAACAGUCUUACUUCUAUUUGAAACAGUCUUACUUCUAUUUGAAACAGUCUUACUUUUAUUUGAAACAGUCUUACUUCUAUUUGAAAGAUUUUUUUUAUCAAAGGCAUUUGUAAAUACUGCCUAUCAGCAUUGAGCUCCUAGAUUUGUUUGAUAAACUGUGUAUAUAUAACUUCAGGUGCAAGUUGGUGAAGAAAGUAUAACCAAUGUAAAUGCCCACUAUCAACAGCUUUAGCACAUAUUCACUUGAUUUGCAUAAUAAAUAGAGGAAUGAUUCAAUGAUCUGAAAGGGCAAUUUAUAAGCUCAAUGUAGAUGGUUAGUACUGGUCAAAAUUCAGGAAAUUAUCAUGUUUUUUUUAAAUUUCAUACUAAAUAAGAUGACAAAAUUUCUAAAUUCCUUGAAGAUGUUUAUUCUUUUACUGAAAUCUGUGAAUAAUUUGAAGAUCAUGACAAUUUCUAUUCUUGUACAUUGAUUAUUUAUGAUUAAUUUGGAUACAGAUUACUUGUUUCCAAAAUGAUUUUGAAAGAGUUAAAAGAAGUGUUUUGUUGGGAAUUUCCUGAAAUAAUUGUAAACAUUUUCUUUGAAUUUGUCAAAUUAUGCAUUGAUAAGAUUUCAGUGUACUGUUUUUGUAACUUUCUAUUGUCUUGUAGAAAAUUUAUGUCAAUAAAAAAGAUUUAUGUUA